Molecule: messenger RNA, 2284 nt
Organism: Cannabis sativa
Lineage: Eukaryota; Viridiplantae; Streptophyta; Magnoliopsida; Rosales; Cannabaceae
Product: protein DETOXIFICATION 49
Exons: 1
Coding region: 263-2044 (593 amino acids)
Biological process (GO): xenobiotic detoxification by transmembrane export across the plasma membrane
Cellular component (GO): membrane
Molecular function (GO): antiporter activity; xenobiotic transmembrane transporter activity
Source: RefSeq, a predicted model, not a curated record
GGAUAAUCAAGCGUUUACAAGUCAUUCCAAAAGUGAAUUUAAAAAUCCACUUUGAAGCCAUUCCCAAACAGACUCUAUAAAAGCACGAGACUUGCAAUUCUAUACCCCCUCAACUUCCAAGUCUCAUCUCUCUCUCUCUCUCUCCCUCUCUCUCUACUACUUGGUGCUUUGUGUGCUUAUUUUGAACAAGAACACUCACCAAAUUCCUUUUUUUCCUUUAUAAUUUAUUUUUUUCAUAACCCAAAAAAAAAGGAGAGCAGAAAUGUGUCAUCUGUCAUCUCCGGUCAGCUACAACGAAUGCAAAUGCAAUUCAUCGAACGAACAUGUUCCAAACAACAAAGAUGGCCGUUCAGAAAACGACGACGAAGGCCUCAAAACUCCACUCAUUCAAAAAGGCAUCAAAACAACGACGGCACCCCAACAGAACCAACAAGCAGAGAAUAACAAAACUACACUAGAAACGAAGCAAACGACACAAAUUAUUAUUACUUCGACAACUAACAACAACAACAACAACAACAACAACACACAGAAAUCCCAUUUUUUCCGUCUCGUUGAUGAGGCCAGUUCAAUCGCCGGAAUCGCUUUCCCAAUGAUACUAACGGGUCUUCUACUCUAUUCCCGUUCCAUGAUAUCCAUGCUCUUCUUGGGUCGGCUCGGCGAGCUCGCUCUAGCCGGCGGCUCACUCGCCGUCGGCUUUGCCAACAUCACCGGUUACUCGAUCCUCUCUGGCCUUGCCAUGGGAAUGGAGCCCAUUUGCGGUCAAGCUUUUGGGGCUAAAAAAAACACUCUGCUUGGACUCUGUUUACAGAGGACAAUUCUUCUUUUGAUGUUGACUUCAAUACCGAUUUCUCUUCUUUGGUUAAACAUGAAGAAGAUUCUUAUUCUUUGUGGGCAAGAUGAAGCUAUUGCCAUGGAAGCUCAAUCUUAUCUUCUUUACUCUCUUCCUGACCUUUUAGCUCAAUCCCUGUUACAUCCACUUAGGAUUUAUCUGAGAACUCAAUCCAUUACUCUUCCUCUGACCUACUGUGCAACUUUCUCAAUCUUUCUCCACAUCCCCAUUAACUAUUUCUUCGUUUCUCACCUCAAUUGGGGAAUUAAAGGAGUUGCUCUAAGUGGGGUUUUGACCAAUUUUAAUCUUGUAGCUUCCUUAAUCCUCUACAUCUUAGUCUCUGGGGCCCACAAGAAAACAUGGGGAGGAAUUUCCACUGAUUGUUUUAAAGAUUGGAAAACACUAUUGAAUUUGGCCAUUCCAAGUUGCAUCUCGGUCUGCCUUGAAUGGUGGUGGUACGAGAUCAUGAUCUUGCUAUGUGGCCUUUUAAUAAACCCAAGAGCAACCGUGGCUUCCAUGGGCAUUUUGAUCCAAACCACAGCUCUAAUCUACAUAUUCCCUUCUUCUCUAAGCUUCAGCGUAUCCACAAGAGUUGGUAACGAGCUUGGUGCUAACAAACCCAAAAAAGCCAGGUUUGCCGCCAUUGUAGGCCUCUCUUGCAGCUUCGCACUGGGCUUAGUGGCUCUUGUGUUUGCAGUCAUGGUUCGGAAGGUUUGGGCCACUAUGUUCACACAAGACAAAGAUAUUAUUUCUUUAACAUCGUUGGUUUUGCCAAUAAUCGGGCUAUGUGAGCUCGGUAAUUGUCCUCAGACAACGGGUUGUGGGGUCUUGAGAGGAACAGCCAGGCCCAAAGUUGGAGCCAACAUAAACUUGGGGUGUUUUUACAUGGUGGGAAUGCCGGUGGCUCUGGUUUUGUCUUUUUUCGCUGGUUUUGAUUUCAAAGGCCUCUGGCUUGGUCUUCUCGCAGCUCAGGGCUGUUGUGCUCUGACCAUGCUGGUGGUUUUGGGCCAAACUGAUUGGAACUCUGAAGCUCAACGAGCCAAGCUCCUUACCGGAGCUCAAAUUAUCGAUCAUGGUGAUGAUGAUGAUGAUCAUGGUGAUGAUGACAGCGAACUAGUUGACGAAGAGAAACCAAAUGAGAAAUCUGUUCUAGUCAAAGGAGAUGGUUUAUACACUACGUUAUGUGAUUGUAAAAAUAAUUCACCUGUUUAAUAAUUUUAUGUAACUUUUUUUUUAAUUAAUUUAUUUAUUUACUUACUUAUAUCUUAAACUGUUCUAAACCAAAUUCAAGUUGUAUAGAAGGGGUGUAAGGUUUUCUUUUUUUAUUUUUAUUAUUUUGGAAUUGGGAGGUUUUUUUCGUCUAUUGAAGAGAGAAAGAUUGACUAUCCUUUUUCCAUGGUCUUUUUGGCAAUAUGGGACUCGUAUACAGUGAUAUUAUUUUCAUUUUGUCAA